GUCCACAGAAGAAGACCAGCUCUCUCUGUCUCUUGGCCAUGGCGGUGGUACCGUACAACUGCACGUAACCUUUCCCGAGCUCCGAUUUCUAGGGUUUGCUUUCGUCUCUGUAACCUCUGCUUCUCCUUUUAUCUCGCUGCCAUUUUUGUACUACCUCAUUUUCUCGAAAAAUGAGACACCAGCUACGUAUUUCCCCGUAUUUCUGUUUUAGUAUUUUUUGUGUGUGAUAAUGUUCGCCGUUUUUCUGUUUGGUUACCAAGAAUGUGUGAGAAAAGAGAAGAAAAGGAAAGUACACAUUUGAUCGGAGCCAUUUCGUUGUAGUAGCUCAAUGAACAAGUCCCUCAGUGUAGCCGAACCAAAUACACGUCGUUUGGCUUGAAUGAGUUGCGUUUCCUCGAUUUUCAUUCAUUUUUUUAACCGUCCCUUUCCUGAGUUUCUGCGGCCAAACAAAAAAACAAAAAAACAAGGGUUAGAGCCUUCUAGGUUUGUUUUAGAUUUCGUGGUGGAGUGGAACCUGCUUGUUGCUGUUAUAUAGCGUUUGAUUUGGGACGUAAUUUUUUUUUUCCUUCUCCUUGCGAGUAUUCUAGGUUAAAUGUUGAUGGUGAUGCUCAAGUUCAGUUUUAAACUAUGAAUUUCAGGUUUAUUCAAUAUCAGGAUUGUUCGUCACAUUGGUGGAAAAAUUAUGAUGAAAAAAUGUAAGAAAAGGAAAAGAAACAAGAUGGGUUAUCUCCUUGUAUGGGAAAAUAGAGAUUACUUGUUCAAAGGGAAAGCCCUAAUUGUUAGUUUUCCCCCAUGUUAGUCGUUCGAAAAGUUGGCAGGAAUGUUGCACUUGUCAUUUUUGGUUUUUGGCUUGGUCCGUAUUAGUUAACUGCUGCCACUGUUUGACUGCAGUUUGACUUAUCUAUUUAUUCUAGAGAUAGCAGGAAGUGCAUCGAUAUAUUUUCCAGAUCAUUAGUUUCCUGAGGUCACGAAUUGGGUUCGUGCAAUUCAAGUUUGUAGUUAGUAUGUAUGUCCAUGUAUAUUCAACGGCAUCUUUUUCGGGUGAUCCUUGAGUUCGCAACAGCGGAGAAAUGAGUGUAAACGAAAGAAGUUGUUUUUGCAUGCUUUCUGUAGGUUUGUUCGACGAAGGUUUUUUGGAUUUCAUCAAGGCCAUUUUCAUUACCAUAGAGUUUGUUAGGGAUGGUUCUGGAGGCUUACUUGGAUUCCUUAGGCCGUGGCAUUCCGCUCCUUAGUGAUAGCCUUACUGAUGCUGCAGCAACAUCAUCUCACUUUGGUAUGUCAUCAGGAAGUUUGUCAGCUUACAUUGCUAGAAUGGCACGCAUCAAUGCCAAUUUGGUAUCUGGAGAUGGAAACUCAACAGUGUUAAACAACAGUACAAAUUCAGGACCAAGUGUUGGAUCGAGCUCCUUAGUUACGGAUGCCAACUCGCCCCUUGUGGGCGCUUCUCAUUUCCAUAGAGGUGGCAGUACCAAUAUGGACUCUUACCUUACCUUACCCUCUUCACCCUUGUCAUUCUCGUCAACUAACUUCAGCACUUUAGUAAUUGAUGCUUCCUCCAAGGAACAACCCACAUGCUCCCAUCGAGACCAAAACAGCCAAGUAGGAGAUAAAAGGCUGUGCCCGCAGCUUCAGAUUGGUGGUACUGCCACAUCCCAACCAACAUCACAAGCUCAACAAGGUUCACAUCAUACUGGAAAAAGAAAGGAGCCUGGUAUAGCUCAAAUGUCUAAGAAACCUAGGCUGGAUAGGAACCAAGAGAACAUUCUGCACCAGAAGAUUAUUCAACAGCUACUGCAGAAACAGGACACCAUGGCGAUACAAGAUCAUAAUCAGCUGCUGCAGGCAUUGAUGCAGCAGCAUAAGCUACGAAAUCAGCAGCAGCAAUAUAUUCGGAAUUCAGUUCCGCAAUUUGUUGGGAUUCCUAUACAGCAACAGCAGCAACAACCCAUGAGACAUCAUUUGCAACAGCAGGUCAAUCUUCAAAUUCCUGCGGUCCAGCCCCAUGAUGCUGGUAUCUGUUCUCGACGGUUGAUGCAGUAUGUGUAUCAUCUGCGACAUCGACCACCUGACAAUAGCCUAGCAUAUUGGAGGAAAUUUGUGGCAAAUUAUUAUGCUCCUGGUGCUAAGGAAAGGUGGUGCCUCUCUUUAUAUGAUAAUAUUGGAGGACAUGCCCUUGGGGUUUUCUCCCGUUCAGCAACGGCAUGGCACUGUGGCAUCUGUGGUUCCAAGUCAGGAAAGGGAUUUGAGGCUGUUUUUGAAAUACUUCCUAGGCUUAUUAAAAUAAAGUUUGAGAGUGGGGUUAUCGAUGAACUUCUAUUCCUGGAUUUUCCACAUGAGGUUAGAUUUCCUUCUGGAUUAAUGAUGCUGAGAUAUGGAAAGGCCGUUCAAGAAAGUGUCUAUGAGCAAUUUCGAGUUGUACGUGAGGGUCAACUUCGUAUAAUUUUCAGCCCUGACUUGAAGAUACUGUCUUGGGAGUUCUGUGCGCAGCACCAUGAAGAACUUGUUCCUCGUAGUUUGGUUGCUCCUCAGGUAAAUCAGUUGAUUGAGGCUGCAAAAAAGUGUCAAGGUACCACUGAAGCUGUCAGAUCCAAUGCCGUUUCAGCACAAUAUUUGCAAUCAAGUUGCAAUGUGUUUGUUAAAGAAGGGCGACGGCUCACAGGGAAUCUGGAGUUGUUAUUGGUGAAUGACUUGGGGUUUCCCAAGAGAUAUGUCAGGUUCUUCCAGAUAGCUGAAGUUGUCAAUAACAUGAAAGAGUUGAUGACUUUCAGUCGUGACAACAAAAUUGGACCAAUAGAGAGCUUGAAGACUUACCCUCGUAAAGAAACCACAGGCCAGGCCAAGAAAAUGCAUGAAACAGAGCGGCUAGCAAGUGCUGCAGUGUCUCCUGGUUCUAGCAACACCAUGAAUGAGAAAUCUGAUGUGAAGAAGGAUGGAAUUACGACUGGCUCAGAAAAGGCUGGAUUGGCAGUAAAGCAUGAGCGUUCUUGUACAAUCAACUCUUCUACCCAGACUGGAAUCUCUUUACCAUUACCAUUUCUAGGCCCUCAAUCUUCAAGUCCACGAGUAAUCCAAAGCCCACCAGUCAGUGACUUGUCAACUUCUCAGCUCCCUCAUGACGGAGAUGAUGAACAUCAUCGGACAAUUCAAAAUAUACUGCAGCAAAUGGUUUACAACAGCAGAGCAAAAUGGGUGCAGAGUGGUAAUACCAAGGUGAAGGAAGAAGUCCUCGAAGAACUCGAUGGAAAUCAAGUAGGCAAACUGUCAACAAGAGCUUGGGCCCCAGCAAAUGUGUUGGGUAGUACUCUGGGGAGGAGCGACUACUUUGAUACCGGCUCUAACAGCAACUUCUCUCGGAUUUAUAGCGAAAACACUAUCGUCAAGAGAGAAGCUGAUAUUCUUGGGAGGUUUCAAUUGCCUGAAGCGGUUCAGGAUAUGGAUUACGAGUUCUUUAAAAAUGGAGUUCUGAAUGAUGACUGGAAGUGGAAGGCAUAAGUGGUUUUUUUUUUUUUUUUGGGGAAAACUGAAGGCAUAAGUGGGUCAGUCUUACCCUUUUUGUGUGGUCUUUGGAUUAUAUAUAUACUUGCAAAGUCUGAAUUGUAUCAGAAAAGAAGUGUUGAUAGAUUACCCCCGUCUAGAAAGUUCAGCUAUGUAAGCAAAUGCUACAUGAAUACGGAAUACGGUUUUUUGAUAAGUCA
Molecule: messenger RNA, 3695 nt
Organism: Rhododendron vialii
Lineage: Eukaryota; Viridiplantae; Streptophyta; Magnoliopsida; Ericales; Ericaceae
Product: probable transcriptional regulator SLK2
Exons: 9
Coding region: 1180-3492 (770 amino acids)
Biological process (GO): negative regulation of transcription by RNA polymerase II; positive regulation of transcription by RNA polymerase II
Cellular component (GO): nucleus; transcription regulator complex
Source: RefSeq, a predicted model, not a curated record